This is a messenger RNA of Helianthus annuus (common sunflower), 519 nucleotides long. RefSeq lists its product as uncharacterized. The record is from RefSeq and is a predicted model, not a curated record. Lineage: Eukaryota; Viridiplantae; Streptophyta; Magnoliopsida; Asterales; Asteraceae. The coding region runs from base 1 to 519 and encodes 172 amino acids. The transcript has a single exon.
AUGACAUUGUUUUCGGGUUUACAAGUUAAACAAGAUUCACGGGGCAUUCUAAUUCAUCAAGGGAAGUAUGUGGACGAUGUGCUAAAGAAAUUUAAGUUCACAGACGCUAAACCGGCAGAAACUCCAAUGGCAGAAAGACCGUUGCUAACUGAAUAUGCAGAAGGAUCUUCUGUUGAUCAACGACUUUAUAGGUCUAUGAUUGGUUCGUUGAUGUAUCUGACAGCAAGUCGUCCAGACAUCAUGUUUGUUGUCUGCAAUUGCGCGCGAUAUCAGGCUAAUCCUAAAACUUCUCGUCUUACUGCUAUUAAACGAAUCUUUCGGUACCUUAAAGGCGGACUUCGGUUUGGUCUGUGGUAUCCGAGGGAUUCGAAUUUUGACCUAUUUGCGUUUUUUGACAGUAAUUUUGGAGGCACUGAUAAGGACAGGAAAUCCACCUCUGGUGGAUGCCAAUUUCUGGGUGAUCGACUCAUUUCUUGGCAAUGCAAGAAGCAAAAAAACGGUAGCAAUUUCCACAGCUGA